GCACACAAGAUUGGUACGUUGUAUACCGCGAUCAUAUGAACUUAGGGUUCUGAUCAGUAGUAAAAAUAUCAAUCAAAAAGUACCGAUCGAUAAUCAAACAUGUCUCUUCAAGGUAAGGUGGAAGCUGAAUUUGAAAUCACAGCACCUGCUGACAAGUUCUACAACAUUUUCAAGAUUGAGGCUCACCUAGUCCCAAACACUUCUCAAACUGGCAGUAUAACUGGAGUUGCAGUGCAUGAAGGAGACUGGGAAACUGACGGGUCUAUUAAGAUUUGGAACUAUGCAAUAGAGGGCGAAGUGGGAACAUUCAAGGAGAGGGUGGAGUUAGACGAGGUGAACAAGACCAUAACUCUGAAUGGAUUGGAAGGAGAUGUGUUUCAGUAUUACAAGAGCUUCAAGCCUAUCUAUCAGUUCACUCAAAAGGAUGAGGGCAGCAGCAUUGCCAAAGUGUCCAUUGAAUAUGAGAAGCUGAGUGAGGAGGUUGCAGCUCCAGAUAAGUACAUCCGCUUGAUGACUAACAUCGUCAAGGAUCUUGAUGCCCACUUCGUCAAGGCCUAAAGAAGGAAUAAUUAGCAUGCAAUACGAAAGCUAUAGCUCUCGCUAUUGCUACUGCAUGCUGGUUUUGUAAAAUUAAAAACAAAUAAUCAUCUAGUACUGUUGUGGUGUUCUAAUUUUGAUGCUAAGUAUAUAUCACCAUUGNGAUGAAUAAAUGUGUGAACGGUGAUAUUGAUAUGUAUAUGGUAUAUGUAU
Fragaria vesca subsp. vesca is the source of this 750-nucleotide messenger RNA. RefSeq names its product MLP-like protein 28-like. The transcript is spliced from 2 exons. NCBI's taxonomy places the organism in Eukaryota, Viridiplantae, Streptophyta, Magnoliopsida, Rosales, Rosaceae. The record is from RefSeq and is a predicted model, not a curated record. Bases 100 to 558 code for a protein of 152 amino acids. Gene Ontology annotation, biological process: defense response.